Molecule: messenger RNA, 1581 nt
Organism: Spea bombifrons (plains spadefoot toad)
Lineage: Eukaryota; Metazoa; Chordata; Amphibia; Anura; Pelobatidae
Gene: GPR143
Product: G protein-coupled receptor 143
Exons: 9
Coding region: 20-1264 (414 amino acids)
Biological process (GO): regulation of calcium-mediated signaling; G protein-coupled receptor signaling pathway; melanosome organization
Cellular component (GO): melanosome membrane; plasma membrane
Molecular function (GO): dopamine binding; L-DOPA receptor activity; L-DOPA binding
Source: RefSeq, a predicted model, not a curated record
CCUGUUUCCCAACUAAGUUAUGGCUUCUCCACGACUGGAGACCUUUUGCUGCCCCAAUAGGGACCUAGCCACGCAACUAGUCCUUGAUUACCAAGCCGAGGUCUUUGGCUCUCUUUGCAUUGGUAGUGGAUUGGUAAGCAUAAUUCUCACUAUCUUCCAGCUUCUUCCUAAAACAAAACAAGGUUAUAAGAAACUUGGAAGAUCUGCUCUACCUAAACCGUCCUCAUCCAAGAUCCUUCUCCUAGUCAUUAUCUGUGACCAGUUGGGCUGCUUAGGCCUUAUCCUUAGAUCAACAAUAUGGAUAUCGUCUCCAGCUUUUAUUGGGAACAUGUCGCUAUCAAACACAACAGAUCUGUGGCCCGCUGCCUUUUGUGUGGGAAGUGGGAUGUGGAUUCAGCUCUUUUACAGUGCUAGCUACUGGUGGUUGUUUUGUUACGCGGUCGAUGCUUACCUGGUGGUUCGAAGAUCAGCAGGAUUAAGCACAAUUAUGUUGUAUCACAUGAUGACUUGGGGCCUGGCAAUCCUACUGUGUGUUGAAGGUGUUGCUAUGCUUUAUUACCCUUCUGUAUCCAACUGCGAGGAUGGAUUGGAACAUGCAAUUCCCCAUUAUGUCACAACAUAUGCUCCUCUUCUACUUGUCAUGAUAGUCAAUCCAAUCUUAUUUAGAAGGACAGUAUCAGCAGUUGCUACUCUACUAAAGGGAAGACAAGGAAUCUACACAGAAAAUGAAAGACGACUUGGGACUGAAAUUCAGAUCCGUUUUUUCAAGAUCAUGUUGGUGUUUGUAAUUUGUUGGAUGUCCAAUAUAAUCAAUGAGAGCCUUUUGUUCUAUCUGGAACUGCAGCCAAACAUCAAUGGGGAACUGCUGAAAAAUGUCAAGAAUGCAGCACUCAUCACAUGGUUCAUAAUGGCAAUACUGAACCCAAUGCAGGGCUUCCUUUUCACACUAGCUUUCUAUGGAUGGACAGGAUGUGAUGUGGACUUAAAGUUUCGCCAGAAAGAAAUUAUGUGGGAGCCAGUAUCCACGUCUGUUGCUACUGAAUCAGCACAGGAUGGUGCACUUAAUUCUUUCUUGAACUAUCCUGGCUAUAUCCAGAACCCCAAGAGUACUGCAAUGGAAAAUAGCCAGCAAACAGACGAAGCCCUGAGCAUGCUCUCUGAAGGUUCUGAAGCUAGCACUAUUGAAAUCCACAUUUCCAAUGAACUGCCAGAAUUAGAUGACAUUGAGGCUGAUGAUGAAUCCGGCGACAACUUUGAAAACUAAAAGUACAGAAAAUAAACUACAAAACAGACCCGUCAAUGGACAUAUAAUAUGACUGGUGCUUCACAAUCCAGAGUCUAUAAGACGUUUUCUUAUUCCAGACAUAUGUGGAAAUUCGCCUGAUACAUUUUACACUAUGGAAGUGGUAUUGUCUACAUACAAACGGACACCUAUUCUGUAGUAUGAAUUUUGCUUAUCUUCCAAAUUUCAGGAGACCAAAGAGGGACACUUUAGAUUUUUGGGGAGCUGAGUUUUACAAAGGCACUUUAUAACAUACUGAUGUAGCUAGUUAAGCUGUUCAGAAUAGGAAGCCUUUUUUG